Vavraia culicis subsp. floridensis is the source of this 912-nucleotide messenger RNA. RefSeq lists its product as uncharacterized. The record is from RefSeq and is a predicted model, not a curated record. NCBI's taxonomy places the organism in Eukaryota, Fungi, Microsporidia, Pleistophoridae. Gene Ontology annotation, molecular function: aldose reductase (NADPH) activity. Gene Ontology annotation, cellular component: cytosol. The transcript has a single exon. The coding region runs from base 1 to 912 and encodes 303 amino acids.
AUGACAGACAAAAUUGUGAAAAGUUAUCCUUUAAACAACGAAGAGCAAAUACCAGCCAUUGGAUUUGGGACAUGGCAGUUGCUCGGCAAAGAUUCCAUUCGAACUAUGAUUCAGGCCGCCAUUCAGGAGGGAUACAGGCACUUCGAUUUGGCACACAUAUACGGAAAUGAGAAGGACAUUGGUGAAGCAAUGAGCGAAGUUCUUAAAAAAGAAAUUGUUACAAGGGACGAGCUAUUCAUUACCUCAAAAAUUUGGAACACUUAUCACGACAAUGUUGACCUAGCAAUUGAAACGACCCUGAAAAAUUUACGGUUGGACUACUUAGAUCUCUACCUGGUCCAUUGGCCUGUGUCUGCGAAGCCUGAUCGCAAUUUUGAAGAAAUAACGGGAGAAGACAAAAAGGUAGUUCUGAAAGAAUUCAAUUUGAAGAAGUUGUGGGGUGACAUGGAGCGACUUGUUGAGACUGGAAAGACAAGAUCAAUCGGAGUCUGCAAUUUUGGCCGCAAAAACAUGGAAUGUUUGCUGUCGUUCUGCAAAAUCCAACCAGUUUGUCUACAAAUAGAAAUGCAUCCGUUCCUCAGGCAGACCAAUUUACUCAAAUUGUGUGAGAUGAACAACAUUGUGAUAACUGCAUAUUCGUCGCUAAGGUGCAUUCCGGACAUAAACCAGGGAAAGGGAAAGGCCAUCACUGACAUUGCCAGAAAAUAUAAUUGUUCGGUAGCAUCGGUGAUUAUAAACUAUCUUCUGGACAAAAACGUGGUGGUGAUCAACAAGACGUCCAAACCGGAGCGACUGGGAGACAACAUGAAAAAAAUUAAAUUGAGCGAAAAUGAUAUAAAAGAGAUAGAUGAGAUCAAAGAGGAGAAGAGAUACGUCGAUCCUACGCAAUUCGGCGAGGCAAGAUUUGAUUAA